Megalopta genalis is the source of this 2403-nucleotide messenger RNA. Its product is annotated as segmentation polarity homeobox protein engrailed. Gene Ontology annotation, biological process: multicellular organism development; neuron differentiation; regulation of transcription by RNA polymerase II. Gene Ontology annotation, cellular component: nucleus. Gene Ontology annotation, molecular function: RNA polymerase II cis-regulatory region sequence-specific DNA binding; DNA-binding transcription factor activity, RNA polymerase II-specific. Lineage: Eukaryota; Metazoa; Arthropoda; Insecta; Hymenoptera; Halictidae. The record is from RefSeq and is a predicted model, not a curated record.
UAUAUAUAUAUACAUAGAGAGAGAGAGAGAGAGAAAGAGAUAUAUAGAGAGAGAGGGAAGACCUUGUGACACGUGCGCGCCAGAAACUUUGCAGAAUAGCUAGUGAGUUAGUGUUCCAGUGGCUGAUAUCCUGACUGACAGGCGUAUCGUGUGAAUCCUGUGCACCUUCGUAACUACGAUGGUAGAGGGCUAGAGACGUUCGUUGACCGGUACAAUCGAAAACAGAUCAGCGGGUAGAAGAGGAGGGACUCCUCGAUCCGUAAGAUGAGCGUAGCUCUCGUGACCAUGGACUCCGCGUACGGUCUGCGACUGGGCCUCGGCAGCCACCACCAUCAUCACCACCAUCAUCCACAUCGGGUGCGGUCCCCCGAGAGCCACGUGGUGCCCCAUCAUCAAGAGCAGCCGCAGGACCGCAAAGAGGACAUCGAGACGCCGCUCAGGUUCAGCGUGGUGAACAUCCUGCGGCCCGACUUCGGCCGCGAGGCGAUCCUCAGCACGAAGACGACCAAACAGUCCAGCCUGACGACCGGACACCCGACCACCACCAUCCCGGUCCCGAUCCCACGGCACAGUCCCCUUUCUCUGCCGCGGGAUCUCAGCCUGUCCUCGAGCAGACUUUCGCCGUCGAGGCCCCAGCCGGGCAGUUUUUCGGUGCACCGGGACAGGGACCUGUUUUCAUCGCAUUGCGGACUCACUUCGCCGCUGCAGAGGACCACCGGCCUCAGCAGGAGCGGCAGCCUAGAGAGCCUCGCCAGCAGCCGGAGCUCCGUCACCGGAAGCUCCGUCACCGGUGCACCGUCGCUGGGAUCCACGACCUCCACUAUCAGCGGGGACUCCCUCAACGGAGACAGCACCUCUGCCAGCAGCGGCAACAGCUCCGCCACACAGCAGACCUCGCUGAACGGCCAGAGUCCUUGGCCGGCGUGGGUCUACUGCACCAGAUACUCGGACAGACCGUCUUCCGGGCCCAGAACGAGGAGGGUGAAGCGCUCGCCGAGCACCAGCAAGUCCGGCUCACCGGAAGAGAAGAGACCGAGGACGGCGUUCAGCGCGGAGCAAUUGGCGAGGUUGAAGCGCGAGUUCGCCGAGAAUCGAUACCUCACCGAGAGAAGGAGGCAGCAGCUGUCGAGGGACCUGGGCCUGAACGAGGCCCAGAUCAAGAUCUGGUUCCAGAACAAGAGGGCGAAAAUCAAGAAGGCCAGCGGCCAGAAGAACCCGCUGGCGCUACAGCUGAUGGCCCAAGGACUCUACAAUCACUCUACGGUGCCAGUCGACGAGGACGGCGAGGAGAUCGUGACCGGUGACAAUCAUCCUCACUAGCCACGGAAAACGAGACCGUGCUAUGUGAAAUUUCAAUCGAUCGUCUCUGUUUCGUGGAAACUUCGUCCUGUGAAAAUAUCGCGUCGCCUGCGCCGAUGUUGGCCCUUCGACGUCGCCGACAUCAUUGCGUCGGCAAAGCAUCGAAUUUAUUAAGACGAAGACGAAACUAACGAGAUCUCUUAAUAAGGAGGAACGAUGACGAUUAAGAGCAGGAAAUGGUUGGUGCUGCUCGAAGAGAUUCUGCGUUAACCGAUCGAGUACGACGACCCUAGUAUCGUAAUUACACUCUGGAUCCUCCUACGAUUUGCAUGUUUUAUGGAACGGGUUUUCGAAACAGACCGAAGGAAAUUCUUUUUUCGCCAACGAAAUGAUUCCUUGCAUCGAGGACACGCUAAGAAUGGUAUAUUAUUAAUGGAAUAUCGAUGGUACAUUGUUUGAUUAAAAUCGCAGACCGCGAAUUUCCUCGACAAUUAAACGAAGGUUACGUCCGAGUAUUUAAAAAUGUAAGAAUUUCGAAUAUCGUAAAUGCUUGGCAGCGCGGACAAGUUCAAUUCGACCGUGCUUAAAGCAUCGAAUAGUCUCGAUGAAUGAGAAGAAUUCUGAACGAGACCAGCAGUUUCGUUCGAACGAAAGCGUAUCAAGGGGUUAAGAACGGUGGACUAGUAGAUUUCCAAAGUGAGUCGGUUUUAUGGGACGGCUCGAAUCGAUCAUGUUACCGGCCGGCAUUUAUCGUCGAACGAUUUCGUGACGGUUUUAUGGGACAGCUGGGUGGUACCUUAUAGAAGUUUAUGGAUAAUCACGACGUUGAUUCGACGAACAGCGUGUGCUCGUUUCGCGAGCGACUCUUGGCCGAGACUGAGACUUUGUAUUUCACGAGUAUACAUUACAUAUCGUCGUAGAUACGGUUCUAGUACACGGGCCUCGAUUAUACCGAUCAUUAUCGAUUAGUCGCUUAAAUUAUUUAUUUCCACUGUACAUAGCUGUAAAUAGUACUGGUCGUGAUAUGUGUAUAUGUACGAUACGAGAUAAUGUUAAUUGCCGCGAGAAGACUCUAUGUGUGUACAUUAUAUUAUAUUAUAUUAU